UUUUGUUCUUCAUCCUUCUUCUCACUCUCAGUUUGUGGAAAAAGACCACCAGGACGCCAUGGAGAACAUGCUGCUGAGGAUGCUGGGAGUCCUGCUGUGUGCGCUGGCUGCCUGUGCAGAAAUCGCUCCUGUAGCUGACUUCGACCUGGCAAAGAUGGGUGGAAAGUGGUACACUGUUGGGUUUGCCACUAACGCACAGUGGUUUGUGAACCAUAAAGACAGCAUGAAGAUGGGGACUUCUAUCAUGACCCCAACUGAAAUUGGAGACAUGGACCUUUCCUACUCUAGCCUAAAGUCUGAUGGUUCAUGCUGGAGGAUGACUCACCUGGCUAAGAAAACAGACACACCGGGACGCUUCACUUUCCGCAGUCAAAUGUGGAACAAUGACAAUGACAUGCGCGUUGUUGAUGUUGUCUAUGACAACUACGCUCUGGUCCACACCAUUAAGACCAAGGAUGGUAUGUCGGAAGUCCUGAACAAACUUUACAGUCGCACUCCCCAGGCCAGUGACGACUUACAGCAGAAGUUCAGACAGUUCUCUCUUGACACUGGUGUACUGGCGGAAAAUACUGUGAUUCUGCCUCCAAAUGCCGAGUGCCCGACAGUCUAAGAAGUCCACUCCACUUCACUACAAGCAUCAUUCAACCUAUUUUCACUGCAAAGACACCUGCAAAACUUUAGCUGUUUAGAUAAGCUAAGAACCAAAGACCAAACUGCAAAUCUGUGGCAUUUUUUUCAGUAGUUCAGAGACUUUUAAUGAGUGUAGAUGCUGCUUUUGUACUUUUUUUUCUUUCUAGGAAAGCUGGUUUGUUUUGUAUGUUUUGUUAAUUUUGUUACAUUCAAUAAAAUAUGAAAAAAUA
Periophthalmus magnuspinnatus is the source of this 860-nucleotide messenger RNA. RefSeq names its product lipocalin-like. The record is from RefSeq and is a predicted model, not a curated record. NCBI's taxonomy places the organism in Eukaryota, Metazoa, Chordata, Actinopteri, Gobiiformes, Gobiidae. The transcript has 6 exons. The coding region runs from base 59 to 610 and encodes 183 amino acids. Gene Ontology annotation, molecular function: small molecule binding.